AUGGCCGCCGAAGUCCAGUCGGUCGCCGACCGAUUGAUCACCGGCGAUCGCACGCAUCCGCCAGACUACGAUUUCUCGUUUACUCCUUUCCUGCGAAGAAACUUUGGAUUCGGGCUUGCCACCGACAUCCCCGUCUGCAAGGCGUUCAAAGAAGGCCACUGUCCCCUGGGCCCAACAUGCCCCGACAGACACCCGACACCCUCGCGCGUGACGACCUCAACGACCAACGCGUCCGGCCUCGCGCCCUCGGUGACACACGGCUCGUUGGUCUGUAAGCAUUUCCUCAAGGGCCUGUGCAAAAAGGGCUUCAAAUGCGAGUACCUCCACGAAUACAACCUGCGGCGCAUGCCCGAGUGCCAGUCCUUUUCUCGCUCGGGAUACUGCCCCAACGGCGAAGACUGUCUCUACCACCAUGUCCGCGAGACGGCCCGACUGCCGCGAUGCGAACACUACGAUCGCGGCUUCUGCCCGCUGGGGCCCAUCUGCGCCAAGCGCCAUGUUCGACAGCGACUGUGCCCGUACUAUGUAGUCGGGUUUUGUCCAGACGGCAGGGCGUGUGAGCACGGCGCGCACCCGCGCUGGUCGGAUAAUCUGCCUCGGCCGCAGAUUCGCGUUGAGAAGACGGAAGAGGAUCUCGAGCGGGAACGGCUUCUGAUUCGCGAGGAGCAAGAAAAGGAGGAAGAACGGCAGCGAGAGUGGCGGAAUGAGCGAGGUCGAGGAGGCUUCAUGCGGUAUAGAGGCAGGGGUCGCGGCCGAGGAAUGUGA
Messenger RNA from Talaromyces rugulosus, 765 nucleotides. RefSeq lists its product as uncharacterized. Gene Ontology annotation, molecular function: RNA binding; metal ion binding. Bases 1 to 765 code for a protein of 254 amino acids. The record is from RefSeq and is a predicted model, not a curated record. The transcript has a single exon. Lineage: Eukaryota; Fungi; Ascomycota; Eurotiomycetes; Eurotiales; Trichocomaceae.